Messenger RNA from Blepharisma stoltei, 5819 nucleotides. The record is from the annotation of a GenBank genome assembly. NCBI's taxonomy places the organism in Eukaryota, Ciliophora, Heterotrichea, Heterotrichida, Blepharismidae.
AUGGGGAAUAAGCAAGGCCAAACCCAAGGAGAUCCCAGAAAUCAAAUAGUUGACGUCCAUCGUAAGAUGACAAGGAUACUUUCACAGCCAAAACCUGUUCAGCCUCCACCAGAGAACUCAUUUAUCCUAAAAGAGUUCGAACAACGCCUGAAUGAACUAAAGCUGCCAUCAGACCAAAAAGCUCUCCUCAUGAAUCAGCCCAUCGAAAUCAAAUGGCAGCUCCUUUGCAAAUAUAUGGAAUCCUCUCGUGCUCAGUCUGAUUCAAGCCUCCCAGCAGAAGAAAUAAUAGAAGAAAUUAAAAGAAACCCAACGACUGCAGGAAUUAAAAAAGCAAAAAUUUGGCUUAAAGAUGCGUCUAAAAAAGAUAUAGAGCGAUUUAUCGAUUGCGAUGGAAACGAAGAGCUUAUAAAUGUCCUGAUUGUGUCAGAAGAAAUAUCCCAAAGGACAAAGGAUUAUAGAAGACAGCAUGAAAUAUUAAAAUGCCUGAAAAUCAUUGCAAAAAACCCAUAUGGUAUUGAUGAUUUGAUUUAUGAAGAAGAUUAGCAUUAACAUUAUUAUUGAAAGGCUCACAGUAAACUCAGACGGCCUCCUCCACCCCUUCACGCUUCACCCAGCUGCUCACCGCCGAUCGAGCACGACCUUCAAAGUGUUGCUCCUACUGGACGAGGAUGUGCACUCGCUACCCUUAGUUGGAUGGGUUGCACCACUGUGCUGUACGUCAACAGAAGUUGCCCAUUCCGAAAAUUUGAAAACACAAUUUUUUUGGGAGGACUGUCGGCUAAAAUAGAAAUCCAAAGCCUGGAACGUAACGCCCAGUUUAAUGCGAGGGAGUAGCCCGAUGGAUCAAGUCAAAGCUCCAGGGGCUACUGAGCUUCCCAUUUCCAGCUUCGAAAUACCAUUUCACCUGAGGAAAAACCCUGGUGCCAGAUGAGCUGCGGUCAAAUUCGAUGCUGCGCUCUACUGUGCCAAUGAAAAACCUAGCUGGGUAUACAACGGAGCGCCAAUUUCCCUUCCACAAGAUCCCUGGCACCUAGCAGACCUUCGAAUGCAGGUGUUGAGAAAAAGGGCUGAUUCGCCAUCGCCAUUUUAAUGUAUAUGAUUUAUGAAGAAAGCACAGUAGGAAUAUUAGCUUUGAACAUGCAAAGUGAGGACGAAAAACUUAACGCAUUGACUAUUGAAGUCCUGACAGACGUUUGUUGGGCAAGCAAUCAUGGCUAUGAAAUGGUGCUGAAAGCAUUAGAAAUUCAUGCAGUGGAAAGAAAAAUGCCAAAUAGAUUCCAAUUUUUAAUCAGCGAGUUGGGCAAGUCGAGCACCAAAACAAAACUUGUUUUAAUGAAUUUUAUAAAUACUUUAGUAGAAAGUCCAUUGGAAAUUUCAACAAGACAAGCUAUAAGAUCUGAGCUAUUAAUGCUAGGUAUAAAAGAUAUACUAACAAAGUUUCAAAGUGAAAUAGGGACUGAAAUCAUGACAUCUGAAAUUUCUGCGGCUACAUAAUUUUAACAAAAAAUAGGUAGAAAUGCUGCAUCCAUGGUAUAAUUCUACCUAAAAAUUAAAUAGAAUAAAAAAAUUUUAUAUCAAUAAUCGGAUAAAAAUAUUUUUCCAUUUCUGCAGUUAAGCACAAUUUGGAUAAAAAACGUAAACAAGCAAUCAAGAAGGAAGAAAAAAAAGAUGAGCACAGAAAAAAAAAUAAUGAUAUUAAAAGAGGCUCAGCCCUUGUAACUUUUGAUCCUGAUGAAAUUAUUGAAGCUAGAACAAGAGGUAGCAUUUUACAAGACUCCAGAAAAAAAAAUACAGUCGAAAUUGGAGGCUUACCUAUAAUAAGAGAAGCAGAUGAGGCAUUAAAAGUUUUUGUCCAGAACAAUAGAGACACACAACUUCCUGCUAUCCAAAGUAGCGACGAAAGCUCAUCAGACGAAAAUGAAGAAGACAGCGAAUUAAUCCAAGAACUCCUAGUACAAAUUGCCUUAUUCCUAGACAAUUGUAGUGAAGGAACCCAGCCAGAAGUUGAUGUUAAAGCCCUGAUAAAAAUCCUUGAAAAAAAUGCUGCAUCAGCUCAAUCAUAUUCAGCAUUUCUAUCAAUGAUUCAAAAAUUAACAUUUAUACCACCAGAACCUCUUCUAGGCAACAAAAUAUGGGAAAAAAUAUCACAAAUUGUCGCACAGCUUACUGAGGCUUCUAGAGAAAAUCUUGAACUGUCAAAUGACUUUAGGCUUGAUGAAAUAAAAGAAAAUCAAAAAGAAAUUGUCGAGAAAUUAAAAAAAUUAGAAAACCUUGAACAGAAUUUAGAAGCGAGGGAUAAAGAAAUUGAGAAGGUUAGGAAAGAAAAAUAUGAGCUAGAAGAACAGCUGCAGGCGCUUGAUAUAGGAAAGCAUAGGGAAGAAGUGAAAGAAUUUACUGAUAUUAAGCAAGUGCUGGUGAAAAUGGAGAGUGAAAAAGUAAAAUUGAAUGAAGAACUAGAAAUGUCAAGAGAAAUCAUAAAGAAGCUUGAGGAAUUGAAUGAAAUUGAAAAUAGAAAUAAAGAGCAGUUGGAAAGAAAAGUGGCUGACUCCCCUCCAGAACGAGGAAAACUAUUAAAAAUCCCAUAUUUUUUAGGAGAACAAAAUUUUCAGUAAGACAAUUAAAGUUUUUUUAAUAUAACUCCCCCCCCUCCGUGAGUGAACAAAAACAGUAGAAAAAUCGCUAUUUUUUGCCCAAAAAAACCCACCCUCCGUGAGUGAACAAAAAUUUUUUUAAUAAAAAAUUUUUUAUGGAAAAAAUUUUUGAUAUAUAAAUAAUAAUUAUUAUAAUGAAAUCUAGAGCUAAUUCUGUUUAAUUUUAAACGAAUUGCUUUUUAAAACAUAAAUUUUAUAAAUUAAAUUAAUAUUUGCUUUCCAAUUUUUGCGAAUUAGGAUUUUUUUAAAUUUCGAAAAAUAAUGUUAUAAAAAUUUUAUAUAAUAAUUUUUUUAAAAAAAAAAAUAUUAACCCCCUCCGUGAGUGAACAAAAUUUGUUUGUUUCACUCACGGAGGGGGGGAGUAAGUAUUUUUUAUAAAAAAUAUUUUAUAUAUAUAUAUAUAUGAUAGUUAUUAUAGUGAAGUCUUUAGUUAAUUUUAUUUUUUUUUGGAGUAAUUUGCAUUUUUAAAAGACAAAUUUGGAAAUGAAGUAAUUUUUACUUUCUAACUGCAAUUUUUAAAAAUUUUGAAAAAAGUUAUAUAGCAAAUGUCUAAAAAAAAUAAACUCUUAUGGGUGAACGAAAUUUUUUGCUCGAACACGAAAAGAGGGAGUGAGCUAUAUGGUCAACUACAAAAUAUAGGGCAGGAACAAAAUUCGCAAAAUAAUGUACCUGUACCUCCUCCAAUACAUAGUAAUAUUCCGCCGCCCCCUCCAAUGCCAAAUAAUGCUCCUCCGCCGCCUCCAAUGCCAAAUAGAACUCCUCCACCUCCCGCAAUGCCAAAUAAAGCUCCUCCGCCUCCACCUCCCCCAAUGCCAAAUAAUGCUCCUCCACCACCUCCAAUGCCAAAUAGAACUCCUCCACCGCCACCUCCGCUAAUGCCAAAUAGGACUCCUCCACCGCCACCUCCGCCAAUGCCAAAUAAUGCUCCUCCGCCACCUCCAAUGCCAAAUAGAACCCCUCCACCUCCACCUCCCCCAAUGCCAAAUAACGCCCCUCCACCACCUCCUAUGCCAAAUAGGACUCCUCCACCGCCACCUCCACCUAUGCCAAAUAAUGCUCCUCCACCACCUCCUAUGCCAAAUAGAACUCCUCCGCCUCCGCCUCCACCUCCGCCAAUGCCAAAUAGCGCUCCUCCACCACCUCCUAUGCCAAAUAGAACUCCUCCUCCGCCGCCACCUCCUCCAAUGCCAAAUAAUGCUCCUCCACCUCCACCUCCACCAAUGCCAAAUAACGCGCCUCCGCCACCUCCAAUGCCAAAUAGAACACCUCCACCUCCGCCAAUGCCAAAUAAUGCUCCUCCACCACCUCCAAUGCCAAAUAGAGCUCCUCCACCUCCACCUCCCCCAAUGCCAAAUAGUGCUCCUCCACCUCCUCCAAUCCCUGGCCAAAGAGGUAAUCCUCCGCCGCCACCUCCUCCAAUGUCAAAUAGCGCUCCUCCACCUCCUCCAAUCCCUGGCCAAAGAGGUAAUCCUCCUCCACCACCUCCUCCAAUGUCAAAUAGCGCUCCUCCACCUCCUCCAAUCCCUGGCCAAAGAGGUAAUCCUCCGCCGCCACCUCCUCCAAUGUCAAAUAGCGCUCCUCCACCACCUCCAGGCCCAGGUCAGAGAACUGCUCCUCCACCUCCAGGGCCAUCCAUGAUGACAGUCCUUCGACAAAAAGUGAAAAUAAACCCUGCAGUGCCUAUGAAAUCUCUAUUUUGGACCCCUGUCCCUGUCCAAAAACUUGAAAAAUCCAUCUGGAACAACGCAGAUGAUUCAAAAGUCAACUUAGACGUAACUUUACUUGUCGACCUAUUUGCUCAGAAAAAAGCACCUGAGAAAAAAGAAGCCAACGGCGAACAAAAAGAAGAGAAAAAAGAAGAAGUCAAAAAAAUAGAAAAAAUCAGCCAUUUAUCUAAAGAAAGGCGGCAAACAGUCGAACUCAUUUUGGGGAAAUUGAGACUUUCCCAUUCUGCAUUAGUUGAAGCUUUUCUUUCAGCUGAUACCCAAACAGUCAGUGAAGGUGCAUGGUCAUCAUUAAAAGGUGCAUUACCAGACGAUAGUGAAAUGCAACUAGUUACCAGCUAUGAAGGAGAUUUAGAUUUACUAGCACCUUCAGAUAGAUUUUUCUACGCACUUAAAGAUGUCCCUGGAUUCAAGUUCAGAGUAGAAGCUAUUAUAUUUACUUUUACCAAUGCUGAGCUGAUAGGUGAAUUAACCAAAAAAGUUGAAAAAAUUGAAGGGACUUAUUCAGCGCUGAAAAGUAGUGAAAAAUUAAAGGCGGUACUAGAAAUUGUUUUGGCUUGUGGGAAUUAUUUAAAUGGGACUAGUGCAAGAGGUGGAGCUUUUGGGUUUACUAUUGAUUCGCUAGCUAAAGUGGUUGAUAUGAGAGGACAAGAUGGGAAAACGACACUUUUAGACUAUAUUAUAACUUUCUGUGAAAAAAAUAAGCCUGAGCUGUUAGGGCUAAUACAGGAUUUCUCUGAUAUUGAUUUUGUAUCAAAAUUCCCAUUAUCACAGCUUGCUAUUGACUUAAAUGAAGUAAAUGCGAAGGUCAAUUUGGUUAAAAAAGCGAUAGAUUCACAAAGUGUGAGAGCUGCUGAUAAAAUAAGUGAAAAAUUAUCAAAAUUCUACCAAGAAGUAAGCGAAACUGUUAAUCAAUUAAAAUCAAGAAUUCAAGCAUUAGACACAAAAUUCCUUGAGCUUUGUGAUCUUUAUGUUAUAAAUGCUAAAGAUUUGAAACCUGAAGAGCUUUGUGACAAAUUUAAUUAUUUUAUCUCUUUUUAUAUAUGAAUAAAUCAUCAGUACAUAAAAUUUAUUAUUAAAAAUAUACAGAUUUUAUCAAUGACUAUGAUUUCGACUUUAAAUCAAAAAGCAUUUUAUAGGUGAUAAAUAUAUAUCAUCAUUUGAAACCAAUAAAAAUAAGUACUUUAAAGCCAAAGAAGACCAAGAAAAAAAAGCAAGAAUUGAAGCAAGAAGACAGGCUGCGUUGCAGCAAAAACAAGAAAACUCGUCAAAAGCUGCUAAUUCGAAAGCGCUUGCAGAUGAAAUUAAAAAUAAACGACAGCAAAAAGAAGAAAAUAAUGGGAGAAGAGUGUCGAUUAGAAAUGCAAAUCAAAACUCAUCAGUUGAUAAAAUGAUGCAAGAUAUAGAAGCAAGACGAAUGUCGAUUAUGCCAAAAAGAAAUUAA